AUGUCUCGGAGACGCUCAGCAAAGAGUUCCCAGGUCGAACGAACUCGUUUCAUACCCUCCUCCGCCGCUAAUUCUCCGCUGUUACGGCUUCGCACAGGAGAAAUCACCACUGAGGGUCGCACUCAACUGCACACUUGUUAUGUUCCUGCACCCUCGCUCCAUGUCUUCGACUCUCUAGAUACUGGUUCUGAUGCAGCGUGGAUCCCCGAGCGUCAAUUUUUUUUGGAUGAAACCCUUCGCCUGGAGGGUCGCGGAACUCCAGAAAGUCUCUGUUGUUGUGGUCUUGCUGCCCCUCGUUUCAGAUGUCGCGACUGCUUUGGCACACAGAUGUUUUGCCACGAGUGUGUACUUCACAACCACACAAGGAAUCCUCUGCACAGGAUUGAUAUGUGGAAUGAUUCAUUCUUUCAGCUCACCUCCCUGAAAAAACUGGGUCUACGCAUACAGCUAGGGCAUACUCCUGGCGAAAGAUGCUACAAUCCUCGAACCUCCUCUGGCGAUGAAUUUAUCGUCAUCGACGUCCACGGUGUCCACGAGAUUGCACUGGAUUUUUGUGGGUGUGCGAGUGCUCAAAUUCGCUACAAACAGCUACUCCGCGCCCGCUGGUAUCCAGCAACCAUAUUGGACCCUCGCACUGCUGCAACCUUUGCUUUACUGGAACAUUUCCACCUGUUGUCAUUCGAAAGCAAGGUUUUGGCUUACGAAUUUUACCACUCACUAGCAAGACGGAAUAAUAACGCUGGCCUGUCGGAUAUAAGGGAUCGCUACUCUGCAUUCAUGUGUAUGGUCCACGAGUGGCGGCAUCUGAGGCAGCUUCGGCGUGCAGGGAGGGGACAUGACCCUGGUGGCAUCAAUGCCACUACCACGGGUGAAUUAGCUGUGCAAUGUCCAGCGUGUCCCCACCCUGGCAAAAAUUUACCGCAAGGUUGGGAGGAUCAACCGCUAUCAGUUAGGUGGAAAUAUGCAUUGUUCAUUGCGAUUGACGCAAACUUUAGGCUAAAACGCAAGGCAGUAUCAUCGGAUAACGUAGACCCCAGCCUCAACUCUGGGUGGGCUUAUUUUGUCGAAGAGGUUGCCUACAAGUCAUACCUGGCCGAUCAAGCUGGCGUCAAGCAAGAUCGCAGCAUGUGUGUCAGUCACAACGCUGUUAAUUUGGCAGACAUGAAGUCCUCGCAUGGUCUGGCUGCAACAGGCGUUGGUGCGGUAGACUGUGCCAGGCACGAUAUGAAGCUUGCCAAUGGUGUCGGAGAUUUGCAGAAGGGUGAAAAAUAUAUUAACAUGGACUAUCUUGUGUUCUCAGCAUUGUUGGCCUUUACAGUAACCAUGGUCAACAUCUCGUACGAUAUUGCCUGCCAAUGGCAUAAAAAACUCUGGACGCGCAUGGAAGGCAUGCCAUCCCGGUUGCACAUCCCUCACAACUCGAUGACCGUCCGAUUUUUCGUGCCGAAGUUUCAUCUGAAGGCACACAUCGAAGAAUGUCAGAGAAGUUUUUCAUUUAACUGGACCAAACAUGUUGGACGAACAGACGGGGAAGCUCCUGAGCGAGGGUGGUCAAAUAUUAACCGUGUUGCGACGAGUACAAAGGAGAUGGGGCCAGGCUUGUGGCACGAUACUCUUGACGACCAUUUUGGGGAUUGGAACUGGAAGAAGGUCACAGCAUUAGCAAUAGGCCGUACACUGUUGCGCAAGAUAGGUGACGCUAUCAAGUGGAAGAGGGAGCACGGAGAGGCACUCGGAGAACUAGAGAAGACCAUCGAACCGACACUGAUCCUUCAGUGGAUGAGGGAAGUGGAAGCUUGGGAAAAUGAUAACUCUCAACGCAAUCCGUUUGAGAGCCGUUUUGCUCCCAUUACACAGGCUUCCGUAUGCCUACAGCUUGCUGAGCUCGAAGCUCGCGAGCUUCAGGCUGGGAUCAACGUGUCUCUGCACACCAACAUCUCUCCAAGCAGGCUAAUCACCAGUGGUAUUGAUCUACAGGACCAACAAAAACUUGACAGGCAGCGCCUCAAGGUGGACAUUGCCAACAUGUCUCUUCACCCCACGGACAACCAGAAGACAAAUUUACAGACACGUAUUACCACCCUUCAACGUCGCAUUGAUGCCUGGGCCCAUAUCCAGGAAUUGUACAUUCCUGUCGUUUCGCAAUUUCACCAUCGAUCGUCUGACGCUAGCGUGUCGAAUACUGCGGUGCUGAGGCCCGAGACCUUUAAGCUAUGGCUUCCAUCCGAGCUCGAGCCAACAGCCAUGUGCGACGAGAGGUUGGCUGCCCAUGAAUGGGAGUUACGGCAUGCACAAGCACUCGAUUCUCUCAAUGAAAUCCGUUCACAUCUUCGUCUUCGGUCGCACAUGUACAUUUACAAGGACAGAAAUGUCCGCGGUCAAGCCACUUCCACUCGCGCACAGGCCCUCAUUGAUGGUGUCGAGGUGAGGAAACAAGCCAGUGUCGAGAAGUACCGGCGUGCGCGUAAUGCACUGUUAGCUCUCAGUCAUCGACUCGACAAGUCCGGCUGGGAAAUUUCCCUUCCACGGCUCUUGGAUUCGGAUGUCCAGCCUACUGCUAGCGACGUUGUGACAAACCUAAGGUCGAAACACUACAGUAUGGGCAAUAUGGAGAGACAAGGGACUGGUACCAUCUCGUGGAUCUGGCUAGAUUCGCGCACAGAUAACACUAAUUCAGAAAAUGACCGAGUUCAGGACUGCGUUCGAGUAGAGUGGUGUAAAGCGCGUGCACGCGUAAAUCGGUGGUCCGAAGAAGUUGAUCUCCUGCUCGAGGAGAUGCGAAGAGUCACAGAGUUUUUGAAGUGGCAGGCAGGGUGGUGGGGUGAACGGGUUAAUGCUCGUGUGCUGGAGUCAGCUGAACAGGAGGGAGUCGCUGCAUAUGCCUAUCGUCAGGCUGCACUACGCACAUCUCUCGUUGCCUCCUUUCAGCACUUGUGGAGAGACGUACCCAAGAGUGUAAUCGCUCUGAGCAUUCCAAUGGACAGCAAGGAUGUCCCACCUACUAUUGAUGCACGGCCCCGGUUGCACGAUGAUCUGUAGUCAGUAAUACAUUAGCUUGUUGAUAUGUCAUUCAUUUCAUGUUUUCAAUAUCACGCUCAGAUCAGAA
Suillus fuscotomentosus is the source of this 3106-nucleotide messenger RNA. RefSeq lists its product as uncharacterized. Bases 1 to 3039 code for a protein of 1012 amino acids. The record is from RefSeq and is a predicted model, not a curated record. The transcript has 12 exons. NCBI's taxonomy places the organism in Eukaryota, Fungi, Basidiomycota, Agaricomycetes, Boletales, Suillaceae.